GUGAAGAAGCCGUGAGGGGAGCGGAGAAGCGGUCCGGCCUGGCCUGGCUUGGCUGCUCACGGCCCAGUGAUCAGGGAAAACAUGGCUACGGAUUGGCUUGGAAGCGUCGUUUCAAUCAGCUGUGGAGACAGCCUCGGAGUCUAUCAGGGAAGGGUGUCUGCCGUGGAUCAGGUCAGCCAGACAAUCUCCUUAACACGCCCUUUCCAUAAUGGAGUCAAAUGUUUGGUACCAGAGGUUACCUUCAGGGCAGGUGAUAUUACUGAGCUGAAGAUCCUGGAGAUUCCAGGCUCUGGUGAGAACGGUGACUUUCAGCACCCUGUCCUUGGUAUUGCUAGUGUUGGAUGCCCAGGGGGUGCCAGCCAGAAUGGCACUGGCAAAUUGCUGAAGAAACCCGGUUUGUCUAGCAGUGCUCCACAGAACAUUCCCAAGAGGACAGAUGUGAAAAGCCAGGAUGUUGCCAUUUCCCCACAGCAGCAGUGUUCCAAGAGCUACAUGGAUCGGCAUAUGGAAUCCUUGAAUCAGUCCAAAGGCUUCCGGCGAAGGCACAACUCGUGGUCCUCCAGUAGCCGUCAUCCGAACCAGGUGACUCCGAAGAAGAGUGGUGUGAAGAAUGGGCAGAUGAAGAACAAAGAUGACGAGUGUUUUGGGGAUGACAUUGAAGAAAUCCCAGAUACAGAUUUUGAUUUUGAAGGGAAUCUGGCGCUCUUUGACAAGGCAGCUGUGUUUGAGGAGAUUGAAACGUACGAGCGGAAGAGCGGCACUCGCUCGAGAGGCACGCCAAACGAGAGGUCUGCUCGCUAUCGCCACGACGAGAACAUCCUGGAGUCUGAGCCCAUAGUGUACCGAAGAAUCACUGUGCCUCAGGCAAGCAAAGAAUUCUGCACCGACUCUGGUCUGGUGGUUCCAAGCGUAUCUUAUGAGCUACACAAAAAGCUUCUUUCGGUGGCUGAGAAGCACGGGCUGACGCUUGAGCGGAGACUGGAAGUGACGGGGGUUUGUGCCAGCCAGAUGGCCCUCAGUCUACUCGGAGGGCCCAACAGGUUGAAUCCUAAAAACAUUCACCAGCGACCCACGGUUGCCUUGCUGUGUGGCCCCCAUGUGAAGGGGGCACAGGGGAUCAGUUGUGGCCGGCAUCUUUCCAAUCACGAUGUCCAUGUCAUUCUCUUCCUCCCUAACUUCGUCAAGAUGCUGGAAUCGAUCACCAAUGAAAUGUCACUUUUCAGCAAGACCCAAGGCCAGCAGGUAUCCAGCAUCAAAGAUCUUCCAGACACGCCGGUUGACUUGGUGAUCAACUGCUUGGAUUGCCAUGAAAAUGCCUUUCUGCGGGACCAGCCUUGGUACAAGGCUGCGGUGGACUGGGCCAACCAGAACCGAGCCCCCGUCCUCAGCAUCGACCCCCCCAUGCACGAGGCAGAGCAAGGAGUUGACGCCAAGUGGUCCCUGGCCCUGGCCCUGCCCCUGCCACUGGGCGAGAGGGCUGGGCGGGUGUUCCUGUGCGACAUUGGCAUCCCGCAGAAAGUCUUCCAGGAGGUGGGGAUCAACUACCACUCGCCGUUCGGUUGCAAGUUUGUCAUCCCUCUGCACUCAACCUAAAUUGGAGGAAGGGGCCUCUUUGUCCUCUUGGCCCUGGAGAGGAAGAUGGGGCAGAAUCGCCUCCAACCGUACAACAGAUCCUGACCAUAAUAAACUCUGACGCCUUAAGGAUGUUAACGUUCUGGGCUGUGUUUCUUCUUCCAGGAGAAACAUCAGUAUUACAGAGAACCAAGAGGAUCCCUGUUCCUCUGAGCCUUUGCUCUCAUGCCAUUGCAUGAAGGAGCGUAAGAUCGCUGGUGCUUCCAUCGGCUGAGCACGAUGGUGGUGGGAGUCCUGGGGUGAAGGCGUGGCUUACAUGUGCAAGUGCACACACACACCCCGCCUGUUUGAACGGGUAGCAGACAUUGGAGGUUUGCAUUUUUUAAGCAUUUUUUUCAGGACCGAUGGGAAGGGUUUCUGCCCCUUUCCCUUGACGAUCAUGUGGGAACAACGGCUGGUCUGCAGUGCCCUUUUUGUGCAGCUAUUGCCCCGUCGCUCUCAAUGCACACCCAAAGCUUCUUGGGACCUUCAGUUGCCUUGAGAGCUGGUGCCAGGCUCCUGCUUUCCCUGCUGGCUGCUUGGAGUUCCUGGAUCAGCACUGGCAUUUCUGUCCCACUGUUUCCCGUUUUGCUUUUUGAGAGGAGACCCGAGUGCGGCUUGAAGGAGAGAUUGAGGAAGCAGGCUUAAUGGUGCUGAGACUUCUGUCUCCCCAGAAGUAAGUGUCCUGCCAUUAUACUAGUAGAUUCCA
This is a messenger RNA of Elgaria multicarinata webbii, 2320 nucleotides long. It is a transcript of the gene EDC3, whose product is annotated as enhancer of mRNA decapping 3. Gene Ontology annotation, biological process: deadenylation-independent decapping of nuclear-transcribed mRNA; P-body assembly. Gene Ontology annotation, molecular function: mRNA binding. The transcript has 7 exons. NCBI's taxonomy places the organism in Eukaryota, Metazoa, Chordata, Lepidosauria, Squamata, Anguidae. The record is from RefSeq and is a predicted model, not a curated record. The coding region runs from base 82 to 1593 and encodes 503 amino acids. Gene Ontology annotation, cellular component: P-body.